GCAGCAGGUAAACAGUAAAUACAAAUUAUUCUUCAAAGAGAAACGUUUUGACCAUUCGCACUGCAUUGUAUGAUUUGAAGUUCUCUAAGCCUCUCCUUGCGUGGGGAGUGAUGACGUCACAAUGUUGUGUUUGUUGGUGCUGCGAGUGAAGAUGGCGGAUACGGUAGCAUCUGGGCUGGGAGGCGAAAAGGAGAAAGAGACAGAGGACAAGGAGAAGGGGAAAGAGAAAGAGGAACAAGCACAGGACAUCAAGACGGGGUCGGAAAAACUGAACAGCACCCCAGAGAUCACUGAAACCCUGGGCUUUUAUGAGAGGAAGGUAAACCAGGAGAGGAAAAGGAGCCUGUCAGAUCUUUCGUUGCUGAGGUUCAUAAGCACUGAGCUGACAAGAGGAUACUUUCUGGAACACAAUGAGGCAAAGUACACAGAACGGAGAGAAAGAGUUUACACAUGCAUGCGGAUACCAAGAGAAUUAGAAAAGUUAAUGCUUUUCGGAUUCUGUUUGUGCCUCGAUGCCUUUUUAUACGUCUUCACUUUGCUUCCACUGCGAGCCGUCCUUGCCCUGAUCAGGCUCAUCACCUUGCCAUGCUGUGGACUAAAGGCAAAUACAUGCCCAUUCUGCAAAAAGAGACAAAGUAGCAGUGGCACUCGUCUGUUACAGCCUGCCCAAGUAUGCGAUGUCCUAAAGGGCUUUAUUAUGGUCAUCUGCUACUUCAUGAUGCACUAUGUAGACUACUCCAUGAUGUACCAUCUAAUCCGAGGGCAGUCUGUCAUCAAGCUUUACAUCAUCUACAACAUGCUGGAGGUAGCAGAUCGUCUGUUCUCGUCCUUUGGGCAGGAUAUUUUGGAUGCGUUGUACUGGACAGCAACAGAACCUAAAGAAAAAAGGCGAGCACACAUUGGAGUGAUUCCCCAUUUCUUUAUGGCUGUGCUUUAUGUGUUCCUGCAUGCCAUUCUUAUAAUGGUCCAAGCAACAACUCUCAAUGUAGCCUUUAACUCCCAUAACAAGUCAUUGCUCACCAUCAUGAUGUCAAAUAAUUUUGUGGAAAUAAAAGGGAGUGUUUUCAAGAAAUUUGAGAAGAACAAUCUGUUUCAGAUGUCAAAUAGUGAUAUCAAAGAGAGAUUUACAAGUUACGUACUACUGCUGAUAGUGUGUCUAAGGAAUAUGGAACAGUUUUCGUGGAACCCAGAUCACCUGUGGGUUUUGUUUCCUGAUGUCUGUAUGGUAAUUGCCUCUGAGAUUGCUGUGGAUGUUGUAAAACAUGCUUUCAUUACAAAGUUUAAUGACAUUACAGCUGAUGUAUACAGUGAAUACAGAGCCAGCCUUGCUUUUGACCUUGUAAGCAGUCGACAGAAAAAUGCAUACACAGAUUACAGUGAUUCGGUGUCCAGGAGAAUGGGUUUCAUUCCUCUUCCUCUAGCUGUGAUACUAACCAGAGUUGUCACAAGUUCUGUGAAAGUACAAGGAUCCUUGGCUUUCGUCUGUGUACUACUCUUCUAUUUGGGGUUAAUAACGCUCAAAGUCCUGAACAGCAUAGUGUUACUGGGGAAGUCCUGUUUGUAUGUUAAAGAGGCCAAGAUGGAGGAAAAGCUGUUUCAGACUCCACCAGCCACCACACCUGGCAAACCAUCUAACAAGUCAAAGAACAAAUUCCGAGCUCCCCCAGGUAUUCCAACAAAUAACAGUCUGUCUGCCUCAAUCACCAGCCAGCCUGUUCAUCAGUCAGAGAGCACGUCCCCUCUGCUCCCAAACAGCAACUCUGACCAGUUCCUCACAACCCCAGAUGCAGAAGAGAAGGACAUAACGCAAGAUGGGUCGGAGCUCAAACACAGAGCUUCAAAUAAGGAUCUGCUAGAGAUAGACAGGUUCACAAUAUGUGGAAACCGGAUCGACUAAUGCUUUCUGUUUCCCAUCAGAACUGCUCAGGAGUUUUGGCAUGGCAAACAAUAUACUGCCAACAACGUCAAUUGCCAAAGAUGGCACUAGAGUAUUUAUUGAAAUACUGAUAAUUUAUUGUCGACUAAAAUAAACAUUAUUUGCUCUUUUUUUUUUUUUCACAAUACGUCUGGAAACACUUGGUUGAAUUCAGAGUCUCGUGGGCGUGUAAAUGAUUUGAAGAAGAAAACAUUUGCUUGGUCUGGCUCAUCCACGCCACUGAAUGAACUCCAGCAGGGUAUGACACUUUAAUCCAGUCAGUAAGAUGAAGGCGGUGUUUUGAAGAGGUGUUUCCAGUAAAAACACACACUGUUCACAUUUUUUUUUUUCAAUAUACAAGGACAUGCCUAGGACAAUGAACUAAAAAAAAACAACAUGAAUGCAUUUUAAAUCCCCUUGCAUCACUAUAGAACGUUAUCUGUUCAGAAUACUGUCCUAGUAAUUAUUUCAAAUUAUUGUAAAAGUAGAAGAAAAAUAUUGCAGUUCAAGAUGGUAUUACACUGUUUGGAAUAGGAGAUAUAUAUAUAUAUAUAUAUAUAUAUAUAUAUAUAUAUACACACACACACACACACAGUGCUCACCCGUUAUAGUGUGGAAUCGGUUAUAACAUUGUAGGGUUGUGGCUCCCCUUUGCUCCAUAGUGCCAUUACAGUAGCCCUUUUAUACUCAUUAUAAGGCGGAACACAAAUAGCAUGGUAACUAUGGCUCCCCACUAUAGUGUUAUAAAGGGUGAGCACUGUGUGUGUGUGUGUGUGUAUAAUCUCAAAGAAUACUUUCCUGUUACCUGACAUUUUUACAUUGAGUUAAACACAUUUUUCCAAUGAAUUCCAAGUUGAAGUCAAGGAACAUUUAUUGUUGCUGUUUGCCAUUAUACUCCGUUAUACUCCGUUAUAAGGCUUGUUGAGAUAAUAUGAAUAUUCAAGAAAUCCUACAUAGGAAGAUGAACGUAAUUAUGUUGCCUAUUUCUAAUAUUUUAUUGUAAGCAGCUUUUUUCAGAGGACUUCAUGAAAAGGUAUAGUUUUUGUUUUAGGUUUGGCUUGCAUACUUUUCAUUUUUUGCACUGAAUUACCACAUUGUCUUAAUCUUUACUUUAAACAACAGUAGUAUACUGUAAAGCCAUAAAUAUUUGUGAGACUUUUAUUAUGCAUUUUUAUGUAUUGGGGGGAGCAAACUUUUUUGGCACGAAAUACCAAAUUCCACUAACAAUACAUACUUUGUAUAUUGCAACAGGUCGACAACAUUUUUGAAGCAAAAUUAGUUUUUAUGGGAGUGAUUCGCCAAAUAUAUUCUGGUCGCAAAUAUUUAUGGAAUUACAGUAUUCCCCUCAGGUGCUUUGUAACACCGGGCUUCUAAACAGGGUUUGAUCUAUUCCAUAUUGUUACUGUGUUUAUAUCAUACAAUGAAACGUUUCAGAAGAAAAACGUAUGUGUUUUUAAGUGAACAAGGAACUGACAAGUUUGUGUAAUUACACUGCACUAGAAAGUACUGCACCAGCAAAGCAGAGGAUGUGUAAAUGUGUUUGAUAGAACUGUUUGACCUGUAAUCAAAAAUAUAUGGACAUGAUAAAAAAAGUGCUUUGUUUUAUUGGAUUGUUUAAUUAUUGGACUUACGUUAUCCUUCAUGUAUUAGCUUAACUUGCAGAGCAGUUUCAUUGUUCAUACUAAGUAAAGGUAAACAAGGUGUGUUUUUUUUUGGUUUUUAUAUAUAUAUAUAUCUAUAUAUAUAUCUAUAUAUAUCUAUAUAUAUCUAUAUCUAUCUAUCUAUCUAUCUAUAUAUAUAUAUAUAUAUAUAUAUAUAUAUAUAUAUAUAUAUAUAUAUAUAUAUAUAUAUAUAUAUAUAUCUCCGAAAGUGAUUUAAGGUAUUAAGUAAUAUAGGAAAGACAAAAACUUUGGAUAAAAUCAACUAGACUAGGCUGAUAACAUCUCGGUUUGGUUUAAAGAAUAAAGUUGAUAAUGAGUGAAAAAGGCAUGCAUGCAUGCAUAUAUAUUAUAUUUUAUAUAUAUAUAUAUAUAUAUAUAUAUAUAUAUAUAUAUAUAUAUAUAUAUAUAAUGUGUGUGUGUGUUUUUUCUGCCAGAUCAAUAAACACACACCAAUAUUAAAAUGAAAAAAGAAAUACUUCAUUUCCAACCUUCUAUUUUCUUUUUUUCUAGCUCAGCUCGCAAAAAUGUUUGCAUUUACAUCAAUCAUAAAAUGAUGAAAAGAACUGUUGUACAUUUUGUGCAUGAAAUUAUGUAGGAAAUAGCAACAUUUUUUUUUACAGUUUGAGUAUUUGAUGUGUCGUAAAGUCAGUAAUGGUUUCGAUAACUUCAUUUUUCUUGUUAAAAAAAAGUGUAUUCUUUACCUUUGUAACAAAUGCACCUCAUUGUGGGGAAUGAUGAAAUAAAAGUUGUUUUAUAAUUUU
Molecule: messenger RNA, 4337 nt
Organism: Acipenser ruthenus (sterlet)
Lineage: Eukaryota; Metazoa; Chordata; Actinopteri; Acipenseriformes; Acipenseridae
Product: transmembrane anterior posterior transformation protein 1 homolog
Exons: 15
Coding region: 122-1897 (591 amino acids)
Biological process (GO): maintenance of protein localization in endoplasmic reticulum; positive regulation of cilium assembly
Cellular component (GO): ciliary basal body; endoplasmic reticulum membrane
Source: RefSeq, a predicted model, not a curated record